UCGUCUCGUUUCCGUCUUCGCUCUGUUUCAUCGAGGUUAUAUGUGUCUCUACUCUACCUCAGAUUAUAUUUGUAGUUUUCUCUUCAGCUGAAUCUGUUUUUUACCGUCACUCAGACAGUGAUUGACAGCUGAGGGGGCGGAGCCAGCAGAGAGGACUUCAGAAGGCAGCCAUGUUGGUUCUGGUCUGGUUAUUGAUCUUGAUGAUGAAGAUGAACAGUGAGGGUGUAUCUGCAGAGACCGUCACAGCACACAGCGGGGGGGCCGUCCUGCUGUCCUCACACCUGCAGGUGUUGAAGAGCAGACAGGACGUCAGGUGGACUCACCCUCACCUGGUGAUGUCACUGAGGAGCAACGUGACCACGUGUCACCACGGACGCUGCCAGCUGCUGAGCGACGGCUCACUGAGAUUCAACGGCGUUCAGACCGCCGACGCAGGAAGGUACGGCCUGGAAGUGUUUGAUGAAGAUGGGAAGCUCCUGGUGAAGAAGCACUUCCUGCUGCGAGUGGAGGAAUCAGAAGCUACACAUACAAGGAAUUUGGAUAGCAGCAGCAGUAUGGUGGCGUCUGUGUUGGUCUGCUGCUUCCUCCUCCUGCUGCUGCUGCUCUUCAUCAUCCUCUUCUUCCUCAAGAGGAGGAGGAGCCAGAGGACGAGGACAGCAGGUCCUUUGGAGGAAAAUGUUUAUGUGGUGAUGCAACGUCACCAUGGCAACAAGAGCAAAAAUGAGGAGGAGGAGAAGCAGGAGUCUAAUUAUGUUUCCUGUAAUCCUGUCGUUUCCAUGGAAACACCAAUCACAGAGCAGAUGUCUGUGGAUGAAGACAUCUACGUGUGACGGCCAAUCAGAGCUCAGCUUGUCUUCAGCGUGCUCUGCCUCACCUGGACACGACUCACCUUCAGUUUUCAGCCACCGUGUUCUACCUGUUCAUGUUUCAGUUAUGAUUUUGAUAAACAAUAAAGUGAACUUGUACG
Molecule: messenger RNA, 967 nt
Organism: Anoplopoma fimbria (sablefish)
Lineage: Eukaryota; Metazoa; Chordata; Actinopteri; Perciformes; Anoplopomatidae
Exons: 7
Coding region: 171-830 (219 amino acids)
Source: RefSeq, a predicted model, not a curated record